UCUGGGAGGUGCCAAGAUGGACGCUACGCGGGCCCGGGAGCAGCUCCGGCGGCGAUACCUGUUCCCACCGGACACCGAGGCCCCGCUGGACAGCGAGGGCUACGCCGGGCCGGAAGCCACUACAGCUGUUGAAAAAAAGGAGAAACCUCUUCCAAGACUUAAUAUCCAUUCUGGAUUCUGGAUUUUGGCAUCCAUUGUUGUGACCUACUACGUUGAUUUCUUUAAAACCAUUAAAGAAAACUUUCACACUAGUAGUUGGUUUGUCUUUGGCGGCGCCCUGCUGCUCCUCAGCCUGUCGAUUGCAUGUUACUGCAUCCUCUACCUGGAGUGGUGUCAUGGAAUUGAAGAUUAUGACGUCAAGUACCCCACCUUGAUACCCAUCACAACUGCUACUUUUAUCACGGCCGGGAUUUGCUUCAACGUUGCUCUGUGGCAUGUGUGGUCCUUCCUCACCCCGCUGGUGUUGUUUACUCAGUUCAUGGGGGUUGUGAUGCUCAUCUCACUCCUUGGAUGAUUUCUAAAGCGCUUCUUCGAUAUGGCACCCACCCUUCAGAGAUGUCACCAAGACAGUAUCUGCACCCUCCAGUAUGGAAAAGUUCACGCUGUAGGUUAUUUUCUCCUGAAGUCAGCUUCCAUCACCUGAUACACACGUGACGACUGGCCAGGUCGUUCUGACGGAUUGGCAACGUAGGAAGAACGGGCACUCUAACCCACUCUGACUGUUCUGGCUGCUUCCUAACGGACGAUGCAUCAACCUUUUCCUUCCAUGUUCCUUAUAGGAUUUCUUCCUCUCCACCAACAACUGCCCCCCUGGGCCCGCUGCCUUGUACAGUGGGGUCUGUUUGUCGAGUAUCAGAUGACUCAUUUAUCACACAAAUAUGUAUUGAGAACACUCCCUCUGCGUGCUGAGGGACAUGGGGAGAAAGACCGAGGCAGCCCCUCCCUUCCCGUCACUUACUUCAGAGCUUGGAGGACAUCUACUUGGUGCAUCACUUUACAGGCAUGAAAACAGGCCCAGAGAAGUAAAAGUUAAUAUAUACUAAGUAAAUGACUGGGGUGCUAAAGAAAACUGGCUUCAGCUAACAGCAUGUGCUCCCUUUGGAGCUUUAUUUUUUCUUUUUAAAGAUUUAUUUGAGAGAGAGAAGGAGGGAGCGCACUAGUU
Molecule: messenger RNA, 1162 nt
Organism: Neomonachus schauinslandi (Hawaiian monk seal)
Lineage: Eukaryota; Metazoa; Chordata; Mammalia; Carnivora; Phocidae
Gene: TMEM128
Product: transmembrane protein 128
Exons: 5
Coding region: 17-514 (165 amino acids)
Source: RefSeq, a predicted model, not a curated record